Hibiscus syriacus is the source of this 1380-nucleotide messenger RNA. Its product is annotated as pentatricopeptide repeat-containing protein At1g77170, mitochondrial-like. The record is from RefSeq and is a predicted model, not a curated record. NCBI's taxonomy places the organism in Eukaryota, Viridiplantae, Streptophyta, Magnoliopsida, Malvales, Malvaceae. Gene Ontology annotation, biological process: RNA modification. Gene Ontology annotation, molecular function: RNA binding; protein binding.
ACUGAAUCUCAAUCUCCUAUCCCCACAUAUGAACUGGAUUCGCUUCAAACUUCUGGUUCCCAGAACUAGAACACCAACAACUCUUUCCCAUUUCAAUCUUGCUUCGAUUGCCUCAUCUGAGACCAACCCAUUCUUCCCAUAUCCGAACGCUGAAGACCCAGCCAAGACAUUACCCAAUCGAUUCAAUGCUCCCAUUAAAGCACUCUACAUCUUCAUCGCCAUGUGCAGAGCUGGACUCCUCCCUGAUCGUUACACUCUCCCCAUUGUCUUAAAGGCCGCUUGUCAAUGUUUCUCUAUUGACCUCGGCCGUCAACUCCACUCCAUCUCUGUGAAAAUCGGAUUAGUGUUAAAUGAGUUUUGUGAGAGUGGGUUUAUAAACCUUUAUAUGAAAGUGGGACAGUUUGACAAUGCGAGGAAAGUGUUCGAUGAAAAUCCGGACAGAAAGUUGGGGUCUUGGAAUGCCUUGAUAGCAGGACUUGCUCAGAGUGGACUAGCUAGAGAGGUGAUAGAUAUGUUUUUGGAGCUUAGAAAGAGAGGGUUUUUGCCUGAUGAUGUGACUAUGGUUAGUGUGACUUCGUCUUGUGGGAGUUUAGGGGACUUCGAGUUGGCUCUUCAGUUACACAAAUGUGUAUUCCAAGCCAGAAGCUUGGGAAAAUCCGACAUGUUGAUGUCGAAUUCGGUGAUCGACAUGUACGGGAAAUGUGGUCGGAUGGAAUUAGCUUAUUUAGUUUUCUCAAGGAUGAGGGAAAGAAAUGUCUCUUCUUGGACGUCUAUGAUCGUCGGCUAUGCAAUGCAUGGUCAUGUCCAGGAAGCUCUCGAUUGUUUUCGUUGCAUGCGAGAGGUUGGCGUUCGACCUAACCAUGUUACAUUUGUUGGGGUGUUGAGUGCUUGUGUGCACGGUGGGAAAGUGGAGGAAGGGAAAUUUUACUUUGACAUGAUGAAGAGUGAUUAUAGGAUAAGGCCAACUUUGCAGCAUUACGGUUGCAUGGCGGAUUUGCUUGGUCGAGCCGGGUUGCUCAAGGAAGCAAAAAAGAUGGUGGAGGAUAUGCCUAUGAAGGCAAAUGUAGUGAUAUGGGGGUGUUUAAUCGGCGCCUGCGAGAAAUUCGGGAACGUGGAGAUCGGGGAGUGGGUAGCUAAGCAUAUGCAGGAAUUGGAACCAUGGAAUGAUGGGGUUUAUGUUGUAUUGUCCAAUAUUUAUGCUGCUAAUGGUUUGUGGGAAGAAGUUGAAAGGGUUAGAGGGAUCAUGAAGCAAAUGAAACUUGCCAAGACUCCUGGUUAUAGCUUGUCAUCAAGUUCAGAUUGAACUUAGUUUGUUCCAAUGGCCAUUUCAGACUAAAAGUUGCUUGCCUGAGCCUCUAUUUAUUUGUUGUUGCACGUCAC